AUGAGCCUCCUCUGGCUAGAAGGUCCCGUUGAAACGCAGAGUAUCACAAACUGGAUUACACUCGAGGGUAGGAGUGCGUACGAGCAUGCCUUGAAGUCGCUCGCCAAGUUGCAAAUACUCCCAAACUCAAAGGAACAGAUACUACUGCAAGCCUCGUUCAAGUCUGGGCUUAGAAAUGGUCUCACUGGAAGUGGGCAAGUAGCAAGCUUUGGAGCUCUGGUCGAACCAGAUAAUGACAUGGGUACUCUCCCCACUGAAAUGCUCGAUAACUAUGCAGUAGAAAGAUGGGAUACGAUCCUCCAUUUUAUGGUAACAUCCGGCACCGAGCAGGCAUCUGCACGGCCGUCAGAAGGUGUCCUAUAUCUUCUGGAGCAUAGUGGCCUCAUGAGUAACGAACAUGGUCGUCGAAUCAUUACAUCGGCUGGGUUCCAAUUUCUUCUUCAAUCACCUCAUGCUCAGCUAUGGGAGUUUAUACUAUCAUAUUUACGCAUGAUGGCAGAGCGAGAAGAUAUGGAUAUGGUCGACAUCCUCGGUUUCUUCUUCAUGUUGUCUAUGACUCAACCCGGACAGCAUUAUUCAACACACACCUUGUCGCCGACGCAGCUUAUCAUGGUCUCCGAUUUGCGUGAUUUCGGACUUGUCUACUUUCCUUCGGAUACCACAACCUCUUUCCAACCAACUCGGUUUGCAACGACACUAACGUCUUAUACAAGCUCAUUCUCCGACCAUGAUUUGACGAUAGAAAAUGGAGCAGAUCUAUCGCAAGAAUUUGUCGUUCUGGAAACGAAUUAUCACGUUUAUGCAUACACCAACAAUCCAUUGCAAAUUGCGGUACUCAACUUGUUUGUCUCAUUCAAGGCACGAUUCCCAAACAUGAUCAUGGGCUCUCUCACGCGAGAUAGCGUGAAGAAGGCGCUCGUAAACGGGAUAACAGCAGAUCAGAUACUCAGUUACCUCGUCACUCAUGCACAUCCGCAAAUGAGGAAGAAUAAUCCCAUUAUCCCCGUCACAGUUCAAGACCAAAUUCGUCUUUGGGAAUUGGAGCGGCACCGUGUCAAGGGACAAGAUGGAUAUCUCUACAAAGAAUUUGCUUCCAUGAAUGACUACGAAGUUGUCGUCCAAUAUGCCCGCGAGCUAGGGGUUGUUCUAUGGGAGAACGCUUCCCGAAGAAUGUUCUUUGCCGAUGCGGCUGGCCGGGUGCAUAUCAGGAGUUAUAUAGAACGUAGAACAGCACUGUAA
Messenger RNA from Serendipita indica DSM 11827, 1239 nucleotides. The record is from the annotation of a GenBank genome assembly. Lineage: Eukaryota; Fungi; Basidiomycota; Agaricomycetes; Sebacinales; Serendipitaceae.